This is a messenger RNA of Dunckerocampus dactyliophorus (ringed pipefish), 7033 nucleotides long. RefSeq names its product zinc finger and BTB domain containing 38 (gene zbtb38). Bases 3350 to 6778 code for a protein of 1142 amino acids. Gene Ontology annotation, molecular function: protein binding. The transcript is spliced from 2 exons. Lineage: Eukaryota; Metazoa; Chordata; Actinopteri; Syngnathiformes; Syngnathidae. The record is from RefSeq and is a predicted model, not a curated record.
AGUUGCUGUGUGAUGAGUUUAGCGUUCUUUGUAUGACUAGACCCUGAGUCAGACUGUUAUAUAGAGUAAUGACCUCCUGCAAUUUUCAACGGGUUGACAAGCUCGUUGUGAGUUUUUUCAUAGCUCAUGAUUGGCUCCUGUCAAAGAAAUAGCUGCCUGGUCCUCACGGACUCGUGUGUCCCACAAUAUGCCAUUUUACAAUGUGGACAUGUGCAGCUUAACAUCCCGUGUGGCUUCUAUAUGUACAAAUCUGUUUUUUCCUCUAAAUGUAGUGGGUGCGGCUUAUUCACCGGAAUUUUCGGUGUGUACAUAUAUAAAUCCGCAAAUACAGUAUGCGGGGUCGUGAAUGCUGACUCUCAAACAGGUGGGGAUCCACUGUAUUGUGGUUUUGGAUGCAGGUCCCCGUUUGUCCUAUUAAGCCAAGAGGGCAACGUGUUGCUAACAAAAUGUUGGAAUGAAGAAUUAUAAAAAAGUCACUCACACUCCAUGAAGGUAAUGUAUAAUUUGACUGAAUCCUCAAUGAAAUUUGUUUCUACUCACAUUAAGAAAGGCUUUCUGAUGAGAUCCCUAAAUAAGACAUUUGUACUUUAUAAGCGAGGGAUGCAACGAUCCACAUUUCUUCACGUCCGAUCCGAUCCCGAUACCUGAAUUUGGAUAUUUGCAGAUACCGAUACAAUACGAUUUCGGUACCAGAGGUCUGUUUGCUUUAUUAUGCAACCACAGCAAAAGAAUAAUGUAGCUCGAAGAAUAUCAGCAAACAUACGUAGCUGCACAGACACAAGCACUCAGCCAGACCCGUUCACGGCUUCACAGGCAGUCGGACAACACAGAACUCUUAACAGCCUACAUUCCGGGUAACUACUUUAUCAUUAUAUUGAUUUUCUAUGAGGCUGUCAUAAACUCCUCUCUACAGCCAAGUAUGAUAUUGUAGUGACCCGGAUGUUUUGUCUAGUGUUAAGAAUUUGUGAUGUCCCACUGUUCUGUGUGGCUGUGAACACAUCAGGGCGGGAACGCGCGCGUGCGCGCGUGUGUCUGUGUGUGUGUGUGUGUGUGUGUGUGCGCGCGAGACAGCUACGUUUGCUGAUACUCUUUUGGCUACCUUUGCUGAUAUUCUUCUAGCUGUGUUUGCUGACAAGAAAAAGCUGAGAACAUUACGGCACAGAUGUAGGCGGUAUCGUAAAUGUCCGAUACGUGUAUCCUGCUGGUAUUGGAACCCGAUAGCAAUACUGGAUCGUAUGGGCUCCAUGCCUGGUGUGAGACUCACAAAGGGGGAGUGAUAGUGGGAAGGUCUAUAGGUAGUACUGUGCUAAAAUUGAGAAAAUGGUAAAAGGCCUUUUUCUCUUCUACAUCACUUUUCUACCUUCAAGGUACUCAAAGUGCUUUCACAUCAUCUCCCCAUUCACCAAUCAACGUAACAUCUAACAUAUCCAUAUACUGUGUGACUGGAAACUACAUUCUUCCGGACGAUAUAAUUACAUUUACAUGGGGAAACACAGAAAAUAUUCCAAUUCCAAAGUCCCAUUUAUCAAACCUGUCACUUGUUACAUGUAUCUGCCUUCAUGCAAUAUGGGGCAGAUUUCAGUAAAGGAUUAACGUCUCAGAUUGCUUUCCCCGCCUGUUGUGGCAAGGCUGAGUGUUGUGUGCGAUGGAUUUUCCACUUUGGACUAUAAACUAAUAAACUGUGCUGCAUUGAACCCAUAAAUCGGAAUGAGACAUGCUAACAAACAACCACAAUGACUAUUUACUUCUCGCCAUGUGAGUGUUGGUCACAGUAAGGAGAUUAAUUUUAUUUAAGGGGAAACUGAGGGCAACUGUAACAAAAGCGGAGACUGUGGCGCAUUAUUUUGCAGUGUCCAGAACCAAGGCACCACAGUGUAAGACAAUGACACAGCAAUGCUGAAUCUGCCUGAACAAAGAGUGGCCAGCAGUAGCUUAUGUUUCCCUUUGUAUAGUAUUUGGUUCUAGAAAUUGCACCUUGCUGUACUUGGUAGUGCCUGCUUUUUGCCAGUGGAAACGUGUCUGCAGUAAGUAGGUACCUCACAACAUUAAACUAAGCACAAUUAGACAGUGUUUGGGUUGCACUUCUGGCUAAUCUAAUCUAACGUAAUAUAUUAUUUUACUUGCAGUUAACUGCAUUUAUGAGACAGCAGUAAUUGCUUAUACUUGCCCUGGAGAGGACUGCACCAUACACAAUACAGCAAUCAGUGAAUCUGAAUAAAUGAACUAUAUCUAAACAGUACAUAAUCAAAUGUCGUUGACAGACAUUUAUAGUUGGUGGUAGCCAUCUUGAAGAGAUAGUCAUGUGACACCCCCCCUCCCACACUGAGCUAUGGAAAUAAAAUCCCUGUUUCCAUCCUCACAGGCAAGUGAGACGCUCAGAGUGCCACGGCGGGUUCAGCUUCAGCCCAACCCCCCUCGUCUGCAGUGCUGACGCAUCUACUGCUUGUGCAUCAAUCAGCAGCCUCGUUGUGGGCAUACACUGUGCCAGUAUCAGAAGUGUUUUACCCUAAAAAUCACAUUCUGUUUUGCAUUCUCACGGUAAUUGUGAGUGAAAACAUCUAAAAUUGUUUCUUCUUUGCUUGCGUGCUACAAAUGAGGGACUACAGUUUCCGCCAUCUUCUUUUGGUUCUGCAUUACCUAACCAUUGCCUCUGUAAGCGCUAGCGAGGGGCUUGUGUGUAACAUAUUGCUGCACCGGGUGAGACUCUCCACAUGCAUGAUUUAACCGUGCGUGUUGUAUCUUUUCACAAAUAUUUUGCUCCUUGAUGUAUUUCAAGAGAUUUUUCAGUAAUGGUCAGCAUCGGGAUGCGGCUGGUGUGGUGCUGGGGGGGGAUUAAUGAGGCAUUUAUGUAUAGCAGAGGACCCCUGCUAACAGCAAUGCAGCUGCAUUUGCUCUGGCUUUUGCGUCGGGUGUGGAGCUCACGUGUGAUGUAGCGCCCAGUAUCUCUCCGUUCUCUCGUCAGCCCUCUGCCAGGCUUGGUAAAAGUUGCAGUUUCCUGCAAUGCAUGCUUCGCUUGCCUGCCCUCUAGUUGAGCUACACGACGUGGAAGGACAGAAGAGCGACAGAAAAAAGCAGGGCAGAUCCAGAUCAGGGCUUGGGCUGCAAAGAUAGAAGCGAAGGACAGGGAAGCUGGAGCAGAGAGGGGGAGGAGGAAAGAUGUCGGAAAAGGCUCUGCUUCUGACACCACCACUGUUCGCUGACCGUCAUAGACAAAAAAAAGAUUUUUGUCCCGCUCUCGCUUAACAGUUAUUUUUUGUAAAGUAGGUUUAAGUGGUAUAGAAAAGUUGACCUGCACCAUUUUCUCUGACUCGCUAAGAUUGCUGCGAUGUCUCACUGCAAUUAGAACCUGAUGGAUAGUUUUCACCCUCACAUUGUGCUUAGCAAGCUCAACGAGCAGCGCUCACAAGGCCUUUUUUGUGACGUGAUUAUUGUGGUGGAGGAUGUGAAGUUCCGAGCCCACAAGAACAUCCUGGCAGCUUGCAGUAGCUACUUCAAGAAUGCUCUGACAACUGAGACGUGGAGUUCUAGCCAGGUGUUGGAACUGCUGGACCUUAAGUCUGAGGUUUUCGCCUGUGUCCUCAAUUUCAUCUAUUCCUCAAAGGUGACAUCACCUUGUGCUGACAACAACAGGGAACUUGUAGCAGCAGGGAAAAAACUGGGCAUUUCUUUUUUGGCAAAGCUUGCGGAGCAAGAGAGGCAGGACAAAACUCAAAAUGUACCAGAAUGUGUUAGAUCCACAAAAUGGAGCACAGCCACUGUGCGUAAACACGCACGGGAAGAGGCCACCAGGCUUGAGGAGAUUGAUGGUGCUAGAGGACCACGAAUCACCAAUGCUUUCUCUAUCACUGAGGUGUGUCCUGGGAACAAUCCAUUCACCCCUGUUGAAGAGGGAAGACAGUCACCAGAUGAGGGGCAACUCCCUGCAAGUUGCCCAGCAUCCUCCAGCCUUAUUGGGAUCAAUGAAACCACCCACACCUUCUCAGAGCAUUCAUAUGCUCUUAAUCAAGUAACUGAAGAAAAGGGUCAGACCAGUCAGUGGGUCAGCAAGGUGUCUAAAUCAGCAACAUUAGAGCCCAAGCAACCAACUUACCAGAACACAGGCCCACUCAAAAAGCGCCACAGGCUACAAGGUACUUUUCGCAAUAUACUUCCAACACCAAGUGAACCACACGCAGAAAAAAAAAAUACUUUAACUCCAACAUUGGCUGAGGGUGCAGCUUUAGCACCUCCACUCUUCCCACAGGCAGACAAAAACAAGCCUACAGAUGCCGUGAUUCCUUUGGCCAAUGGCCAUGUGCAGAUGGACUCAAAUCCUCGGACUCUUUCCCCGCACAUGGAGGACAGCAUCUCAAUCUACGGAUGUGAGCACUGUCCAGAGAUAUUCACAAAUGAAGCUCUUCUUGCCAUUCACUCCGAAGUACAUAAAAAGUGUUCAGUUAGUUAUUUGUUUUGCAAGUUUUGUGACAAAAAAUUUAUACACCUCAAGCGGCUGCGCAACCAUGAGCAGAACUGUCCUAAAGCUAUGAGAGGGAAAGCCGAACUAGAAUGCAGUGACAUAGCUGUCACAGAGGUGGACCUACAUUCAGGUAGCGUGUUGAGGGAGGAGAACAUCAGAACUCACCUUUUUUCUGUUGACAAGCCCACGACUGGGCCCGUUCUUCCCGAUCAAUUAGAUUCUCCAAAGGCUGAAAAUGUAAAAAGGCCAGGUAGCAGCCAGAGGAGAUACCACUGCAGUGUAUGUAAACGUGUCUAUGUAACACUUUCCAGUCUGAAACGGCAUGAGAAUGUACAUUCCUGGCAGAGGGCUUAUCCCUGUCAUUAUUGUAAUAAAGUGUUUGCACUGGCAGAGUACCGUACCAAGCAUGAAAUCUGGCACACAGGUGAACGCCGCUACCAGUGCAUUUUCUGCCUGGAAACAUUCAUGACGUAUUACAUCUUAAAGAACCAUCAGAAGUCUUUUCAUGGGAUUGAUCCGACACUAUCCAUUAAGCGAAAAUCUGCCAAUGGUGGUCUGAAAGCCAGUGUUUAUCCGAUCAAACUCUACAGACUUCUGCCAAUGAAGUUCAGGAAAAGACGAUACAAGACAUACAGUCAAACAUAUUCAGAGGGUGAUGAAAAAGACUAUCAAGCUCCACUGGAGAGCAAUCCUCUCAGCCCUCAGUUAGAAGGAAGCAGCCAUCAUGAUGGUGUUCCAUUGCCUUUAACGUUCAUGGCAACGACAACAAUGGUAGCGCCUUUCAUGCCUCGCAUCAGUGUUGACAAGCCCUGCGAAACAGGUAUUCAACCCACUUUGUACCAAAAUCAUCACCAGAAAGACACAGAUAAAGAUGUUGAGCAUGAAAGUUCACCCUUCAUGAACUUUGACAGUGCCGUCCCUUUGCAACUGGAUCCAGAGACAUCCCCAGCGGAUAAUAACACUCUUGAUGCAAUUAAGUCACAUCACAUCAGUCAAAAUGUGACAUUCCUAAACUCACUGAAUACAGUCGAUAAGCUUAGCGAGUUAUCUGCUUCUGCAAAAAGUGUUGAAAAAAUGACUAAGGAAAUGCUUCAGUCAAGUACUGAGAAGUUGAGGCUCGAUAAGACGGCGGGAGCCAAGACAGAAACCUACAUUGCCAAACCUGUAUGCCCGGGUCCAUCCGCAGAUGGUGACGCAAUGCCACUCUGCCAGAUAACUGUGAAAAUCGGUGACGAAGCCAUCAUCCGCCGCAGAAUCAAGGGCUCCAAGCUCUUCCCACGAAGGAAAAAGAAAAUAAGAAAACUGGAGGGGGUGGAGAGCGACAGCCAAGUCCAUUCAACAGGUGACAAUUUAGAGAGCCCCAGGCUGCGCCUCAGACCAGAGAUUACAGGUAUAAUGUCCGAGACAUAUGAUGAUCCCAAUGAGUGUGACAUGGCUGACAAGCCUUGGCGUCCCUACUAUUCUUACAAAUCGAAAAAGAAGAGAAAGAAGCUGAAGUUCAAGCACAGGCAAGCUUUGUUUCACCAUUACAGUGAUACAGUUAGAACUGAUCCCAGUGCCAGUGAGGCCCGAUUGGACAGUUUCCAGACAGGAGACAGUAUCUUAGGCGGGAGUGGAGAUGUGAAACGCUUUAACAGAAGUUGCAGCCCAAGGACAAACUACAACUGUGACAUUUGUGACAGCUCUUUUAUCACAGAGACUGGUUUGAGAGCACACAUUAUUGGUUCCCACCCAUAUUUCUGUCGUACUUGUGGUAAACAAGGUCCCCCGGGGGAGACACCUGGUGGCAAUGACUACAUCUGCAACAGCUGUAUGGAAAAUGGCUCCUGCUUUGAUAAUUCACCCCGGAGUCCCAACCCAGAGAAGAAGUUCCGCUGCUCCUUCUGUCCUCAGCGGUUUCUCUACCUCGCCACCAAGAGAAGCCAUGAGAAAAAACACCAGGAGACAGAAGGAGAAGGUUACACCAUUCGACCAUGUCCUGAAUAUCUGGACAACUCGAGUGAGGACAACAACCAAAACUGCAUAAAAACUGAGAAUGAUGACAAUCAAGAAAGUCCUGACAUGAAAUAUGAGGAAAAAGGACACUUUCCCAUCAUAAAGGCCAAAACCGAAGACACAACUGAGUUAAUAGCUUUGACACAUCAGGACAUGACGUGCCCCCACAGUAAGCGCUCUUUACCAUCCCACACUGAGCCACUGUUCACUUUGCCACCUUCAAAAAUGAAACACAAAAUGAAAAAACAUUCUUUCCAUCGAGACUCAAACCAGGAGUCCAAAAGAAAGACUCUGAUAGGACAGCUUGGAAGCAAAAAGUCUAAAUGAUCAUGAGAAGUCCUGCAAACUGUCAAGGAAGGAUGCCUCAGACUCUAAAGGCGACUACAUUUCUGCACACAAGCCCAAGAAAUGGGUGUGUAAAGAUGAACCCUUUUUCUAAAACCCUUUAAAACCCUACUACAGGCGAGGGAGAAAGUGCUUGCUUUGAGUAGACUAAAAUGUUGUCUUUGUAGCAGAACUUAACAAAAUGUUUAUAAAAAAAAAAAACUUUGAAAAUCUAAUGUCUGCUGGAAUGUUGUCCUA